Molecule: messenger RNA, 249 nt
Organism: Echinostoma caproni
Lineage: Eukaryota; Metazoa; Platyhelminthes; Trematoda; Plagiorchiida; Echinostomatidae
Source: the annotation of a GenBank genome assembly
AGACUCCGCGGGGAUUUGGUCUACCUGUGGAAGAUUCUACGUGGCGAUCUGGGACCGGAGUUACGUGCCGUUUCCACUGCGAGAUUGCAACCGGACGCGCGGCCACAGGCUCACCUUCCGGAAGCUUCAGUCAACGGGGCUUCCUCUGGUCUAUCCCCUUUCCCGGAGGGCGACUUCCCUCUGGAAUUCACUCCCGUUGGAGGUGGUGGAGGAGCAGUACGAGACGCCUUUCAAACGCCGUCUCGUUGA